AUGAGCGAUCAUCCGGCCGAAAAUGGAGACCCAGCGCCAUUCAAUCUGGGACUAUUAAAUUCCAAGCAUGUCUAUGUGUUCCUUACCGCCUUGGAAAAGAUAUUGGCGUCUGAGAUUGCGGAAACAACUUUUUCAGAGAUUGUAGAUGGUCUGCCAAUGAAGGCUACCUGGCUGCAAUAUGACAAUUGGAAAGAGGACCAUCCCGUGAAUGUACUGGGCCAUGAGAUGAUGUGUGACGGGGCUCGCGAGAAAGCGAGAAGGUUUCGCGACGAGCUCGAUAUUUACAUGCUGUCUUUCCCACCAAAUUACCCAGCUGGCAUCGCGGAUGUGGUUGGGUAUUGGGCGGAAGCCAGAAUCUUUGGCGGUGUUGUGGUAUUCGAUCGUGGACCAUCUGGGGUUGAGCCGGGCGAUUGCCCAUGUCCCCUGCCCAUCAAGUCGUCACAGUUGAAUGGUUACCGCUACAAUCCGCAUGACGCCAUGUCGCGUUACAACAUAUUCCGCGAUCGAUAUGAGAGGAAUGAGCCGGAGGUGCGAAGCAAUCAUCGCGUGUUUAUGGAUGGGCGAAAUUGGCCGGAGGUCCAGUAUCUAUUCAAAUGGAUGGAGCUUCAGGAGAAAAAAGCGGCGGGUAUAGAUAUAGAUGAGGCAGAGCUGGCUGCAGUGGAAGAGGGCAUGCGGCGCAUCACGCCGUCGUCACCUCAAUGGUUCGAACCUGAAGGGGUGUAA
Diaporthe batatas is the source of this 723-nucleotide messenger RNA. RefSeq lists its product as uncharacterized. NCBI's taxonomy places the organism in Eukaryota, Fungi, Ascomycota, Sordariomycetes, Diaporthales, Diaporthaceae. The record is from RefSeq and is a predicted model, not a curated record. The coding region runs from base 1 to 723 and encodes 240 amino acids. The transcript has 3 exons.